AUGUCGAUCGAGGAGCUGAAAUCUGCUAUGAAUGAACACGUUGAUCUUAUGUCAGAUCUUGUUCAGAAGAUCUCUUCCGAACUUCGUACCAACCUUCGCCCUGCUUACGAUAACUUUUUGGGUUUCUUUCAUGCCAUUGAUUGGAAGGAACCCUGGCUACUGGGAUUGUUAUCAUUCUAUGUUGUAUUGCUGCUUGUAACUAUUAUCUCUAGGAAGAAUACCAACUUUCAAAUGUGCUUGUUCCUCUUGACGUUGGCUGGUGUAUAUCUUGCUGAGAGACUUAAUAGUUUUCUGGGGGGAAACUGGAAAAGCUUCUCUAGUCAAAACUAUUUUGAUCCAAGUGGAGUAUUUAUGUCAGUUCUUUGGUCUGGACCUCUCCUUGCAGUGGCUAUGAUAAUCUUGAUCAAUACGCUCUUUUCCUUAUGCUACUUGAUUGUUAAGUGGAAAAGAGCUGAACUAAGACAUCGUGCAAGGGCUGCUCGUAGUAAGCAGGAAUAG
This is a messenger RNA of Lathyrus sativus (Indian pea), 498 nucleotides long. Lineage: Eukaryota; Viridiplantae; Streptophyta; Magnoliopsida; Fabales; Fabaceae. The record is from the annotation of a GenBank genome assembly.